UCCAGCAGAUGGCGCUGCAGCCGCCGCCUUUCCCCUGAAUCAAGGCGCCUUCUACAAAAUGGCGGCGCCCACGAGGGGAGAGCUCUGAGGCGAAGCCGAGGCCGGAGACAUGAAGCAGGCAGCCUCCUCCUCCUCCUCCUCGCCGCCUAAGAGUGGCCCUGGCCGCCUGGGGAGACGGGGAGGUCGGCGAAGGCCCCCACCGCAACCCGGGAAGCUGCAGAAGCUGGGGCUGGCGGUGCGAGAGUUUGUCGGAGCGGCGGCGGCGGCGUCCGAAAACAGCGGCCGCUUCUCGGCCUUCGAAGCCCCGCAGAAGCAGCGGGGGAGGAACCGCCGGGAGCUGAGGCGGGAGAAGCGCAAAUGGAAGCGGGCCCAGCGCCGCCGCCGUUGUCUCCCGAAGGAAGAGGAGGCCCCAAUAUCGGCGGUUAAAGCCCCGCGGCCCCCUCUGGCCCCUCAGCAGCCGAAGGAGAGGCCUGCUCCGCCUGAAGGCCCGGCCCAGCGCGGGGAGAAGAAGAAGCAGCGGCCCUCCUCCUCGGCCUCGGCGGCCCUGGCUCGCAAGAGAGCCUUGCUGGCGGCCAACGAGGCCGAGGAGCGGGAGAUCCGUCGCCUGGAGAGGCAGCUGGGCCUCAGCCGGCGUCGGAAGCAAGGCAAACCCCGGGAGGCCUCGGCCUUGCCUCAGAGCUUCGCCCGGGACGGUUUGGGUUACGUCUUGGGGGCUCUGGAGCCUGGGGCCUCCGCCUUUUACGGCCUGGAAGAGAGCAGCGAGGAAGAGGAAGGAGAAGAAAAAGAAAUGGAGGAGGAAGAGGGAAGAGAAGGAAGGGAAUGGGAAGAAAGGCUGGGCCUGACUGAGGAAGGAGAAGAAGAAACGGAGGAGGAAGAGAGGAGAGAAGGAAAGGAAUGGGAAGAAGGACCGUCUGGAAAAGGAGGAGGAGAACAGGAGGAUUGGAGUAUGGAAGAAGGAGGGCUCAAUGUGGAAGGAGAGGCUGAGGAUGAAGAUCCCUCCAGUGGCUUCAUCACUCCAGAAGGCCUUGCCAAGGAGCCUGCCUCACCCAAAGAAGGGGAGAGUCUUUCCCAGAGUGCAACAAAAUAUGUUCCUCCUCAGAUGCGAAGGUCUGGAGAGACACUAGAUGCCAAAAAGAGGGAAGAAUUAGAAAGACUAAAAAAAACGUUGAAAGGUCUAAUCAACAGGUUGAGUGAACCCAAUCUAGCCUCCAUAAGUGGGCAAUUGGAGGAGCUAUAUAUGGCAAACAGCAGAAAAGAUAUGAAUGAAACAUUAACAGAUGUUCUCAUCAGUGCUUGUGUUAUGCCAUCAGCCAUGCCAUCCAGACUGGUGAUGGAGCAUGUUCUUUUGAUCAGCAUCCUUCAUCAAACAGUGGGAAUCGAGGUUGGUGCUCAUUUUUUGGAAACUGUGGUGAGGAAAUUUGAUGAAGUCUACAAAAGUGAAACUGAAGGGAAGGAAUGUGAGAACCUGAUUACCUUAACUGCUCAUUUGUAUAACUUUUAUGUAGUGCAUUCAGUGCUGAUCUUUGACAUCUUAAAGAAGCUUGUUAGCACUUUUUCUGAAAAGGAUAUUGAACUAAUUCUGCUGCUGCUGAAAAAUGUGGGCUUUUCCUUGAGGAAGGAUGAUGCUUUGGCACUGAAAGAACUUAUCACUGAAGCCCAGAAAAAAGCAAACGUCGUAGGGAAGCAGUUCCAGGACCAGUCACGGGUUCGGUUUAUGUUGGAGAUUAUGCUGGCACUAAAAAAUAAUGACAUGAGGAAAAUCCCUGGCUAUGAUCCUGAGCCUGUUGAGAAACUACGAAAGCUUCAGAGAACAUUGAUUCACAACAUGUCUGGAAAAGAAGCACAGCUCCGUGUAUCCCUGGAAUGUCUUCUCAGUGCUGAUCAGGUUGGUCGCUGGUGGAUUGUUGGAUCAUCUUGGAGUGGAGCACCAAUGAUUGACAGCCCCAGUGACAAAGUUCAGCAAAUGCUUCCUAUAGGAAAGGUGAGUUCAAAGAUUCUGGAACUUGCUCGUAAGCAAAGAAUGAACACUGACAUCAGGAGAAAUAUAUUUUGCAUCUUGAUGACCAGUGAGGAUUUUUUGGAUGCCUUUGAAAAACUUCUGAAGUUUAGGCUUAAAGAUCAGCAGGAGAGAGAGAUUGUCCAUGUCCUCAUAGAUUGUUGCCUCCAAGAGAAGACAUAUAAUCCCUUCUAUGCAUAUUUGUCUGCCAAGUUCUGUGAAUAUGAAAGACGAUUCCAGAUGACAUUUCAGUUCAGUAUGUGGGACAAAAUCAGAGAUCUGGGAAAUCUGUCACCUACCACUUUCUUCAAUUUAGUUAAUCUCCUGGUUCACCUGUUGAAGACUAAGUCUCUCUCCCUUACCAUUUUCAAGGUAAUUGAAUUCAGUGAAUUAGACAAGCCAAAAGUCCACUUCUUACGACAUGUAUUGUCUGCACUGUUGCUAAAAACAGAUCCAGAAGAUCUUAACCACAUCUUUGGAAAAUUAUCUGACAAUCCCAAAAUGGGGAUGCUACAUGAAAGUCUGAAGCUUUUCCUCACGCACUUCUUAUUGAAGAACAUACACGCUCAUAAAAGUCCUGAAGAAGCCUCCUUAUUAAAAGAAAGAAUUGAAAUAGUAACUAAAGCUUUGAAAGCAAAAGAAUCAAGAUUGAAAUUAUAGCAUCAGAAGUUAUCAGAUUCGCUUUUGUGGGAAGAUGGGAGUUUAAUUGCCAAGAAGGGAAGGAUAAAGCUUCAAAAUUGUUAAUAUAUUGGGGACUUCAUGUUCUGAACAUGGAGCUGCAUUAGGUUUGGUAUUCAAACCCAUCUUGUAUGUAUUUUAAAAAUAUGUGCAUAUAUAAAUGGUGAUGGUUUCACAUCAUUAUUUUACCUUCUGUUAAUACAACACAAGGUCACCAAUGAAAGCUGAAUAACCCAAGCAGUGUAUUUUUAAAAAUGAAAUUUCAUUUAGUUUCCACCCUGAACAUAUCAUAUACUGUAGAAAGUUUUAUAUACUUUUUAAAGAUAACUAUAUUGAGACAGAUUGAUUAUCAAUGUAACUUAAUUUUUUUACUCCAUUCUGUUACCUUUUAAUAUAUUUUUAUAUUUUUUAUGUUUGCUAAUUCAUUCUGCUCAUGUUUUGGUAGUAAUCACUAAUACUGCCUCUCUCAAACAUUUCCCAAUUGUUACCUGUUAUGGUAGUUAAUUCAUUAAUAAUCUAGCUAUAGAAUUACUGAAGGUUAUUGAAUUCUGUGAAAAAUCUUAAGUUAGAAGAAGAAUCUUUAUUACAGUCAUAGACCAGCACACGUAAAAAGGGCAUACUGUACAGACUAAAAAGGCAAAAACACAGGUUAAAAACAGUAUUUAAAAUAUUUCAGAUUACACAGCUUCAAUAUAGCAAGACAAGUUUGGUACUAGUCUACUGCAGAGGCCAUUGCCUGGUGAAUUCUAACUUCACCUGCACAAAAUCUGGCAGCAUUAUAUGUUAUAUCAGGCUGAUGUCUGAAAGCAACAGAGUAGUGUAAAAUUGACUGGUGUGUCCUUGGUAUUUAUGCAAUAGAGGUGAAAUAAGGCUGAGGUGGAUGUCCCUGUGUUAUGAGCACUGGAGUAGUACAUGCUCUGCUUUCUCUAUUUGGCGAGUCACAGGGGCAUAGUCUCUCUGCAAAGGGUGUUGUUUUAUAUCUGCCUUCAUGGACAGUUGAGAAGAGGAUAUGACAUCAUACCAAAGUAAAGGCUCUCCAGUGUUUAGAUUCUUCAAGUUUUCCUAACUAUGCCUUGGUGAUGCCAAAUAUCUAUUGUAGUCACUAGCAAUAAAAACUGGGGUGCUAGUUA
This is a messenger RNA of Sceloporus undulatus (fence lizard), 3804 nucleotides long. It is a transcript of the gene NOM1, whose product is annotated as nucleolar protein with MIF4G domain 1. Gene Ontology annotation, molecular function: protein binding; RNA binding. NCBI's taxonomy places the organism in Eukaryota, Metazoa, Chordata, Lepidosauria, Squamata, Phrynosomatidae. The coding region runs from base 110 to 2656 and encodes 848 amino acids. The record is from RefSeq and is a predicted model, not a curated record. Gene Ontology annotation, cellular component: nucleolus. The transcript has 11 exons. Gene Ontology annotation, biological process: ribosomal small subunit biogenesis.